AUGCCGUUAUUGCACAACGCCAUAAUACGACAUGGAAGCCAGGAUCGCACAUUAGCUACAAAGCCCUCGGCACUCGUACAGGGACUCGCCCAAUUCCAGCUCUAUACGGCAGAAGAUAUUUACGGUCUUUGUGGUAAUACACCUACACCGGCGUCGCCUGCCAUAGCAAUUCAACGUCCAGGUGACUCAAGAGCGUAUAACACACGAUAUUGCAGGAACUUUCUCGCAGACUGUGAUAGUACGCUUCUGGUUUUCCGUCAUUUACCUCACGGCCCUCGUCUAAGCCAAGUAUUUGCAAGUGCUUUCCAUAACUGGGGUUAUUAUAGAGCACCCGUCGAGGGCCUCAUAGUUGCUAAGAUCCGGAGCGUACUUGAAUUACCCAAGCCUCCUGCGUUGCCAUUACAGCGAUUAGGAAUCUCGGAAGCCCCUGGACCCGAUUUGCGGAAAUAG
Molecule: messenger RNA, 450 nt
Organism: Plasmopara halstedii
Lineage: Eukaryota; Oomycota; Peronosporomycetes; Peronosporales; Peronosporaceae
Exons: 1
Coding region: 1-450 (149 amino acids)
Source: RefSeq, a predicted model, not a curated record